AAGCAUCAGCACUGUCAUGGAGAGAUUAAUGCUGUGAAGCUCUGAUACUCAGAAUACAGGUAAUGUCAGAUACUUGGGUAAGCUACUGCUGUAGCCAGCAGUUUUGCCCUAUGUCCACUAUAAGACUAUUGAAGAAGAGACCGCACUUUUUUUCACUUUUGUCACGUAUGAUCCACAGCAUGAGGGACCUUGGACACAGAGUACCUGGGAGAGAAGCCAAUAUGUAGCUCACCCCAGCAUGACUGGGCCCAGGGAUAGAAGACAGAGACAAAAUGGCAAAGAAGAGACAAAAUCUAAGAAGAAUCUAUAGACCAAAAAGCUAAGAUCCUUUUCCGCUGCCACAGGUCGUCGUGACACCAGGCCCAGUAUGGAGUGUACAGAGAUUCAGAAUCAUUCAGCUGGACUCUCUGGACCGUUCCUUGGGCACAACCUCAUGACACUCACCCCUGCACUGACUGCCAGAAACACAGACCUAUAAACAAGACAGCCAUGCACAACAGCACCUAUGGGUUAUUACACAUCUGCUUGCGAGGAUCCUCGAUGAGAGGCACGGGCUUUUUGGGCAUCGAGAGCGACAGGCAGUGAACUGCUCUCAGCACAAAGAAGCGCUCAAAGGCCACGUCCACGAAGCCUCCAUCUCGGAAAGCCAAUGGUCAGGAACGCGCGCAAAGGCAGACCUACCAUCUGUGUAAAACGCCGGGAAAUCAGACAGGCCUACAGGCCAUAAUCACAGUAGCCUGCAUGAUCAGAUACCUGCAGUCCUGAGCCAGUGAAGCGGCAAAGCAGCCAGACAGCCGUGUGGAACCCGCAGCCAAAUGGAGCGGAAAAACCCGCUGGACGGUGUCUCUCCCAGCUCCACCAUGCCCCUGUUUGGCUGGAUGAAGUGGACCUGGGGGAAGGCGGAGUCCACAGAGGCGGGGGCGGAGUCCAGCUGCGUGCUGAUGCGCGAGCUGCUCCGGUAUAUGGAAGAGCGCCAAAGGCUGGCCUGUGACAUGGAACGACAGCACCAGCAGACCCAGGGCAUGAUGGGAUACCGCCGGGUGCAGAGCUACCCCAUCCCAAGGCCUCCCAUUCCCCCUUCGGAACGCCGGGCACUGGAAUGUCUGUGCGCCCAGAUCCGGCCCGCGAACACGGCCGCGGUGCUGUCCAGGUGUCAUGAGGUGCUCACCGCCCACAACAUUCUCCCUUGGGAGCUGGUGUACGUCUUCAAGCAAGUGCUGAGGGACUUCCUGGACGAAGAAGAGGAGGGGACCAGCCGCUUCCAGGUGAAGCGGGGCAUCACCGUGCCAACGUCGGCCAACGGCAGCGAGCCACUGUGCAAGGAGAUCCCCACCAUCUCCAGCUAUGUGGACAAGAGGAUGCGAGGCGUCCGCCCCUAUGAGGCCCCAAGGGACUGGGACCUGCCCUAUGGAUACCCUGGGCCCAUCUAGUGCCCAGAGACCGAGAGCACCACCCACCAGGGGGUCCAUACUCACCUCACUGGUGUUAUGUGAGGAACAGGACACCCUUUAGAAUAUAUUAUACACACAUACAUACACACAUACAUACAUACACACACACACACACACACAAAUAACCCAUCCAGCAAAGUAGACCUUUACUUCCUGAAGUGUAUCUCACAGUACCAUACACAUUUAUAUGACACUAUAAACAAUGUUGGGUAAGUACCAUUAAAAAUGUAAUGCCGUACUAGUUACCUGCUGAAAAAUGCAAUCAGUAACAUGAUCCAAGUACCUCAAAAUAAAAGUAAUACACCUAAUUGUAGUUAUUUUGGAUUACAUCAAUGACAACUAAACACAGGAGUAAACAAAUGACAAAAAGAUCACUUAUUAGGCAAUUAUACUGUCCCACAUAAGUAUUUAAGAACAGACGUCAACAUCUCUCAGAAAAUGGCGUGAUGUCAGCUUCGCAUUCUUUAUAAAUGCAAUAGAAAACCAUUCGUCGAUUUUAGAUGUAUUAUUAUUAAAUCUAGAAGCAAUCUUGAUUUAUUAUUUACGAUGGCGGCGCGCAUAGAUGCUCCCCAAACAGGCGCUUUUAUUUGUUACAAAUUGUAACACUUUUGAUUUCAUUUCUCAGUAACUGUAAAGGAAUAGUUACUUGGUGUUUUGUAUCCCGAUUACGUAACGCAGUUACAUAUAUCGCGUUAGUAUCGCGUUUAGUCUCAAAAGCCGCACCCAUGAAAACCAUGACCAGUAGAGUCGAAAACAGCCAGUUUCACGCUCCAUCAUGAUGUCGGAGCAAGAUAGUCUCACACUGUUAAUAUCUUCAGAGAUCAUAUUUUAAUGUUGCACGUUCGAGUUGGUAAUCGGGAUCAUAUAAAUGUGUGUGCACCUGACGUCGUUGUGUUCCUCGUUCUCAAUGUUAUGUUGCUGUUCAUCUCCUGCAAUACACAUGGACUCAUGCUGGGGCACCAACAAACCGGCCUAACACACACCACUUUUUUUAACGUCUUUUACGCAAUCGCUUUAAAAUUAACUAAACGCCGGUUAUACCCAGUCAUUAUUAAUGCAGGCAGGUGGGCAGCUGUGGAAGCACCACCCAGGUGUCGGUUCUUAGACCAACACCGGCGAAAUCACAGAUGGCGGCCAGGCCCUUACAGCCAGUGAGGUCUGAGACCCAGGGUGGGCGGUCGGUCUCGUCUAUUACAAUAUUGACAGCGUCCCCUCCAUAAGUGGUGUGAAUAUUUAGCUUCAAGUUUUAUCAUGACACUCGGUGACCUCAUAGCUGGCUACGGCCCUGAUGGCGGGGAUCUGAGCAGG
Paramormyrops kingsleyae is the source of this 2759-nucleotide messenger RNA. NCBI's taxonomy places the organism in Eukaryota, Metazoa, Chordata, Actinopteri, Osteoglossiformes, Mormyridae. The record is from RefSeq and is a predicted model, not a curated record.